AUGGCUGACCGAAGUUCAUCCUUACAGGAUGCUGCCCAGAAACGACAAGAAAGGAUCAAGCAGCUUCGUCAGAAACGAUUAGGUGAACAAGCGGACAGCGCCGAGGGGAAGCGCCACGCCGCGGGCGAGUCACUCGCGAAGCCAGUCUUCCGCAGCUACAGGCCGACCGACGAGAGCCUGCAGGAGCACGCCAUUGCCGACAGCAAGCCGGUGAGCCUCGAGGAAAGCGUUGCCGAGCAGCUAGAGGCGGGCCGGCCCGCGCCCGUCAUCGAGGAGGUCGAUCUCAUCAACCUCGCGCCGCGCAAGCCCGACUGGGACCUGAAACGCGACGUCGCGCGGAAGCUCGAGCGACUCGAUAAGCGCACUCAGAAGGCCAUCGCAGAGUUGAUCCGAGAGCGCCUGCAGACGGGGAAGGUCAGCGACCUUGCUUCGGCCGUCGCCGCGGUGACCGAGGCCGCUGAGAACGCCGGCGACUCCGACUGAUCGCCUCCUGAGCGAUCU
Messenger RNA from Priapulus caudatus, 501 nucleotides. RefSeq names its product coiled-coil domain-containing protein 12-like. The transcript has 2 exons. Gene Ontology annotation, cellular component: post-mRNA release spliceosomal complex; U2-type spliceosomal complex. Bases 1 to 483 code for a protein of 160 amino acids. Lineage: Eukaryota; Metazoa; Priapulida; Priapulimorpha; Priapulimorphida; Priapulidae. The record is from RefSeq and is a predicted model, not a curated record.